AGUGACUUAGGAGAGGCUUCACUGAAAAUCAUUGGCGUCACUGCAGAAGACGAUGGUAUCUAUACAUGUAUAGCUGCAAACGAUAUGGGUUCGGUUUCAUCUUCCGCCAGUCUACGAGUUUUAGGUCCUGGAAGUGAUGGGAUCAUGGUAAUCUGGAAGGACAACUUUGAUUCCCUCUACAGUGAAGUGGCUGAGCUUGGCAGGGGCAGAUUUUCUGUCGUUAAGAAGUGCGACCAGAAGGGAACCAAGCGAGCAGUAGCCACUAAGUUUGUGAAUAAGAAGUUGAUGAAGCGAGACCAGGUUACCCAUGAACUUGGAGUCAUGCAGAAUCUCCAGCAUCCCCAGCUCAUUGGCCUUCUCGAUACCUUUGAGACCUCCACCAACUACAUACUAGUGUUAGAAAUGGCUGACCAGGGUCGCCUUCUAGACUAUGUCGUGCGAUGGGGAAACCUCACGGAAGGGAAGAUCAGACUCUACCUGGGAGAGAUUCUGGAAGCUGUGCAGUAUCUUCACAACUGCAGGAUAGCACAUUUGGACCUAAAGCCUGAAAAUAUUUUGGUGGACCAGAGUUCCACCAAGCCAACAAUAAAACUGGCUGACUUUGGAGACGCAGUCCAGCUCAAUACCACGUAUUAUAUCCACCAGUUACUUGGAAACCCAGAGUUUGCAGCUCCUGAAAUUAUUCUUGGAAAUCCUGUUUCCCUCACUUCAGAUGUUUGGAGCAUUGGAGUGCUCACAUAUGUCCUUCUUAGUGGCGUCUCUCCUUUCCUGGAUGAAAGCGUAGAGGAAACUUGCCUGAAUAUUUGCCGCUUAGACUUUAGUUUCCCAGAUGACUACUUCAAAGGAGUUAGCCAGAAGGCCAAAGAUUUUGUAUGCUUCCUACUUCAGGAUGACCCAGCUAAGCGUCCCUCGGCUGCACUGGCCCUCCAGGAGCAAUGGCUGCAGCUGGGGAAUAGCAAAAGUGCUGACAGCAUCGACAUAUCCAGACUGACUUCGUUCAUUGAGCGGCGAAAACACCAGAAUGAUGUUCGACCCAUCCGUAGCAUUAAAAACUUCUUACAGAGCAGGCUCUUGCCAAGAGUUUGACCUUGCUUGAAGUUCUCUCUCAUUCUCUUUCACCUGCCAAUCCGACUGGAGAUGGACUCCUCCUGCCGAUCAAUCAGACUGGAGAUAGACUCCUCCUG
Messenger RNA from Tauraco erythrolophus (red-crested turaco), 1184 nucleotides. Lineage: Eukaryota; Metazoa; Chordata; Aves; Musophagiformes; Musophagidae. The record is from RefSeq and is a predicted model, not a curated record.